Colletotrichum acutatum is the source of this 1137-nucleotide messenger RNA. Its product is annotated as cell differentiation family protein. The record is from RefSeq and is a predicted model, not a curated record. Gene Ontology annotation, biological process: mRNA catabolic process; negative regulation of translation. The transcript has 4 exons. Gene Ontology annotation, cellular component: P-body; CCR4-NOT complex; CCR4-NOT core complex. The coding region runs from base 1 to 1137 and encodes 378 amino acids. Lineage: Eukaryota; Fungi; Ascomycota; Sordariomycetes; Glomerellales; Glomerellaceae.
AUGAUGCCCGCUCAGCACGUUUACGGACACCAUCAGUUUAAUCCACAGACUGACUCGGCAUGGAUGCAUCAGCAGUCUAAUCAACACCACCAUGCUCAGCAAGCUGCUGCUGCUGCCGCUUCUGCGGUACAGCAACAGCAGCAACAGCAGCAGCAACAGCAACAGCAGCAACAGCAGCAGCAGCAGCAGCAGCAGCAGCAGCACUACAAUAGACUUGCUAGUGGGCAUUCUGCGGUUCCGUCUCUUGGCAAUGCGCAUGCCCCGGAAGGCGGCCACGACAAUAUAUCCGAGGACAAUCGAAGAACAAUGGCUUACAUUGCUGAUCUGCUGAGCGAGAGCACCCGCGAGGCGGCCCUUCUGGAGCUGAGCAAGAAGCGAGAACAGGUUCCCGAGCUUGCGCUCAUAUUGUGGCAUUCGUUCGGAGUCAUGACAUCGCUGCUGCAGGAGAUCAUCUCGGUCUACACUCUCCUGAACCCUUCACAACUCACUGCCGCGGCUUCCAACAGGGUAUGCAACGCGCUAGCACUUCUUCAGUGUGUUGCCUCCCACAAUGAUACGCGCACGUUGUUUCUGAAUGCCCACAUCCCUUUAUUCCUGUAUCCCUUCCUCAACACGACCUCUAAAUCGAGACCGUUCGAAUACCUACGUCUGACGUCGCUAGGCGUCAUUGGCGCCCUCGUCAAGAACGAUUCUUCCGAGGUCAUCAACUUUCUGCUCACCACAGAGAUCAUUCCUCUUUGCCUACGUAUUAUGGAGACAGGCUCAGAGCUGAGCAAAACUGUGGCGAUUUUCAUUGUGCAAAAGAUCUUAUUGGACGAUAAUGGGCUCAACUACAUCUGCGCUACCUACGAACGCUUUUACGCGGUGGGCACUGUCCUCAGCAACAUGGUUGCUCAGCUCGUCGAGCAGCAAACGGCUCGGCUUCUCAAGCACGUUGUCAGAUGCUUUCUCCGAUUGAGUGACAACGCGCGCGCGCGUGAGGCUCUGCGCCAGUGCCUUCCGGAGCCCCUCCGAGAUGCGACGUUUUCUUCAGUCCUUAGAGAUGACGCUGCGACCAAGAGAUGUUUGGCCCAGCUCCUUAUAAAUCUGUCAGACAAUGUCGUCGAACCGGCCCAAGGGGGGCACCCUGGCCUUUGA